Molecule: messenger RNA, 2311 nt
Organism: Phlebotomus papatasi
Lineage: Eukaryota; Metazoa; Arthropoda; Insecta; Diptera; Psychodidae
Product: leukocyte elastase inhibitor A-like
Exons: 2
Coding region: 180-1292 (370 amino acids)
Molecular function (GO): serine-type endopeptidase inhibitor activity
Source: RefSeq, a predicted model, not a curated record
UCUGUGUCUCCACCGUGGAAAUUUUCUCUCAAUCGUUGCUCCAUCAGUCUCAGUGGAGGAGUUGAUAAGUCCUCAUUGAAUUCUGUGAAUAAACUCAGGAUUUAUUUUUUUACGCUAAAUACGAUUUUAUUUUAAAGAAUUAGUUUUUUUCAAUACAAAUUGAAGUCAAAUUGGUGAAAAUGACGGAAAAAUUGCAAUUUUUGAUGAAACUCAAUGAAUUCGCCACGCAAUUGUACAGGAAUUGUGCUACUGAAAAAACCAAUGAGAAUCUCGCUGUUGCUCCGUUCUUCCUGCAGAAUCUCCUUACAGCAACUCUUGUGGGUGUUCGGGGAAAAACUGCUGAACAGCUUUCUCAAACUCUGAUGUACAGUGGCCAGGGAAUCUCCACAAUCCUGGCCAAUUUUCGUGAACUCAAUUCAAAUUACCGCGACACAGAAUCAAUAUCAGUGGCUAGCAAGAUGCUAGUCAGGGAACCAGCACAGUUAGAUGAACAGUUUCCCAGUGAUGCUCGCCGGGAUUUUGAUGUCAGCAUCCAGAGUUUCAACAGCCGCGAGAAAAAUUUCGCCACAGCCGAUUCGGUGAAUAAGUGGGUAGCAGAAAAGACGCGCCAAAAUGUGCGAGAGUGCGUAAAACGUGGUGAAGACUUCGAUGCCACUAAGGAUAGUGUUGUCCUGAUAAAUGCCGUUCACUUUGGGGCACUAUGGGAACACAAAUUCAUCAGGCAGGAACGCAAAUCCAACUUCUGGAUCAAUGAAACUCAAUACCAGCCAACAGAUUUCAUGAAUCUCCGUGCCAAAUUGCGAUACUCUUUCUGCUCCGAUAUUUCUGCCCGGAUCUUAGAACUGGAUUUUGCAGAGGAUGAUUUUGCGAUGGUUUUACUGCUUCCGGAGCAGAGAUGUGGACUGGGACGCCUGAUUGAACAACUGCCCAGCAUAAAUCUUAUGUACGCCGUGGCUCAGCUACGUCGUCAGGAUGUGACAGUGCGGAUGCCACGCUUCAAAAUAGAUCACGGAUCGCGGAUGCGCGUGGCUCUUGAGCAGAUGGGUGUUCGUGACCUAUUCUCGGCACAAACAGCUGAUCUCUCGGGCAUUGUGAAUGAUGAAUCAUUUUGCGUCUCCGAGAUCAUUCAUCGGGCCAGUAUCGCUGUUGGGGAAGACGGUGAUGAUGGAGAUCAUCCUGGAAAUCCUACCAGUGCUCCUCAGGAAUUUACAGCUGACCAUCCCUUUCUGUUCUUCGUGAAGCACAAAUGCAAUGUCGUUUUUAUCGGACACGUAGCAAAUCCCAAUCAAUAGAGGGAUGACUGUGCGAAAUUGAAUGAAACACAUAGCAACUUCUCAAGUUUAUAAAUAGUUGAGACAUAAAAACGUUUCAGUUGUGGAAAAUGUUGAACUAUCUAUGCGACAAUGUGAAGAAAAAAAAGACGCUAAAUCAUGUGUCAACAAGCUUCAAAUUACUAUAAGGAAAUUCUAAAAAGCUCUACGUUAAAUAUUGUAAAAAAAAAUUCUUGAAUUUUCACAACAAACAAUUAACAUAUCUCAUCGCGCUAAAUGUGAGCAUACAAGAAUUUCCCUCUUGUAAUUGAACACUUAAUGCCAUUAAAUAUUUUGAUCCUGUCGCAGUUUAAUGGUUUAUAAGCUUUGAGUUUAUGUGGGAAAUCUAAAUUUGCGUUCUCUGAUUGUUAUGCCCUAAACACACUUACGACUUAAGCCGAGAGGUGACUUAGUGGAAAAUGAUGGAAAUCCACUUUAACCAUUAUUUCUAAUAUAAUUACGCUAAGUCGUCUCUCGACUAAUCCCCAUGUCUGUCAAGGCCCUUAGAAGCUUGAAAACUGAAAACAUCAAAAUUAUCAGAAAAUGCAAUAUGAAAUAUUUUAUCAAAUGUCGAUAAGCGUAACUCUUCAAAAACGCUUUUCGUAUUAUACAGUUUUCUUAUAUCGACAUGUAUAUGGCUUUGUUAGAGUUAGAUUCUUUAGGCUUAACUUAUUGUGGUCUUAAAAUACCAAAAUCGUAACAUUAUUUGUAGAAUGUUAAUUUAUAUUUUUAAAUUUCUUAUUAACAAUUACAAUAUUUAGUAACGAAAAUACAAUUACAGAAUAAAUAUUCAAUUUUUUAUUAGAGAAAAAUUAGAAAAAAAUAUUUUUAUUUUAUUUGAUCUGACACUGACAAAAUUAAAAUAAUAAAAGUUUGUUUAAAAUAUUUUUUUAUUCGACUGUCCAAUAGUUAGGAAGCUUAUAAUAAUAAUAAUAAUAAUAAUAAUGUAUACAACAUAAUUUGUAUAAAGCUCUAAUAAAUUACGAUUAAAUUACGGUGCA